UCAGCCUUCAGUCAGUCGUAUGUUUAGUUGUGUGGCGAACGGGACGUGAUGUUGUGUCGGAAAAAAACUUUUUAGCUCUCUCUUAAAUUACAUUUUGAGCAACAAUAUUAGGACAUUUGGAAAUAGUAGAGUACCACGUCAAGUUUUUAAGUUUGGAUUUUAUUAGCAGUCGACUUUACAAGAGUGACUCGUGUAGUCGUGGAUAUUAUUGUUGUGACAAGACUUAUCGGAAAUUUUUGUUAUACCUUGCUGAGCUCACUCAGGUGUGAGGACUGACCGCUGUGCAUAUGUCGUUACAGACUGUCAGGUGUACGGUAGUAAUAUAUCGAACAUCCAGAGAACGGAUUUAACCUUCGAAGAGUAUUUUUUGGAACUUAAGAUGCCACCUCAGACAAUGAUGGACCACAACACUAAUUUAUUACCCGAACCCGAGAACUCGAACCCUAAUUCACACCCUGUCAAAUGUGUUUUGAUUGGCGAUGGGGCAGUAGGGAAAACUUCUCUGAUUGUUAGUUACACAACAAAUGGAUACCCUACGGAAUAUGUGCCUACGGCGUUUGACCACUUUUCAGUAUUAGUAACAGUUGACAAUAAUCCUGUUCGUUUACAACUUUGUGAUACAGCUGGACAGGAUGAUUUUGACACUUUGCGGCCUUUAUGCUACCCGAACACUGACGUCUUUCUUGUUUGUUUUAGCGUUGUUUCACCAACAUCCUUUAAAAAUGUUCUGGAAAAAUGGGUGCCGGAAAUCAAAAAACAUUCACCCAAAACACCAAUUGUUUUAGUCGGAACUCAAGGUGACCUCAGAAAUGACGUCCAAGUUCUCAUCGAGUUGGCGCGAUAUCAAGAAGUUCCUGUGUCGGAAACCGACGCCUUACAUUUAGCGGAUCAUAUUGGAGCCAUGCAAUAUGUGGAGUGUUCAGCUCUCACCCAGAAAAACCUUAAGGAAGUGUUUGACACGGCCAUUCUUGUGUCCUUAAAACUGACAAGUGCCUUAAAACGUACACCUAGCAGAAGAUCUAAACGAAGUAAACUCUCGAUUGACACAAAAACUCCACCAGACGUGAAUUCUUCCGACGCUAAAAAGACUGGUUGGAAGAAGUUUUGCUGUUUCAUGUGAUAAUUAAUAGAAAUGGCACCUGUGCUUCCAAAACAAAUAUCAAAUCUUUGUGGCAAUAAGAGAGGUGUAGUGUUGUAAUAAACUGAAUGGAGCGACUUUAAACAAUAAAAAGCCAAACGUGCUGUAAAUAUUAAUAAAAUUAUUUAUCAAUCGAAAUAAAAACUGCUCCGAUGUGUCGCUCAUGAUUUGGCUCAUUCUAUGAUUUAUCUAAUCUUGCAAUUUUUGGUGGAGAGCAGCGGGAUGGAGUAUUGCUUCCUGCGCAGGAAUUGAAUCUAAGACUUUCAUCCUAAUUUGGAAUUAAAAUCGAGACCCGUAUCCAGAUAGGAAUCGGUUGGAUUUUUGUAGUUUUGGAUCUUCUCGGAAUCGUGAAAUUGUUAUAUAGUAUAUGAAAUUUGUUAAUUGAAACUAUUAAUAGACAUUGCUCAAAAUGGAAGGAAGAACCUACUUACGUGUGACUUAUGGAUUUAUUUUUUCGUAAAAAAAAAAGAGUGGCGUAAAAGUGAAUAGAAACUUAAUAUUACACUACGAAUAAUAUGUGACCGACAAGACUGUCUCGUUAACUAAGAUGGCAGCCAUUAAGCCAACUAUCGUCAAUUAAAUAUUGUCCAAUGUCCCACAAAGAACUCUAUACUUAAUUUUUUCGAUUGGGAUCUAUGAAUACGUCACAAUAAAUGCGACACCAUCCUACAGAGUUGUUGAUGGAAUCGUUUGUUUUAAGUAAUGUUUUCUUGUUUAUAAACGUUUUUAUUUUAUUUAAAUAAUGCAAAUUUUGUGCUUUCAUGAACUUUUGGUAAAAAAAAAUGUGACCAGUUUGUGCUUUCAUAAUAAAUUCUCCAAUUAAAAGGCAUCUUUUUCAUAGAAAUUCUAUUUCUUUUUAUAUGUUUUUUUUAUAUUUUCAAUCUUUUUUUUUUUUUUUGUGUAAUUUAUUCUUUGUCAACAGUUUCAGGCGUUAAUAAGCUAUAUUUAUGACCACACACAUAUAAAAAUAAUAAUAUUAUUACCGAGUCAAACAAAAUAAUUUCUGCUUCCAUUGUCAGAAAUGCCUCAGUAAUCCUAAUGUUAUUGUUAUGGUAAUGAAAUUGUGUACCCGUGUCUGUGUAUUCAUUCUUUAACCACACAAAGAUAAAAAAAUAUUAUUACAGAACCUUCUCUUGGUUAAGUCAGUUCGUUAAUGGAUAUUCAGGGAUUCUGUAUUUGAUGGAUAUUCAGGGAUUCUGUCUUUGAAUAUUACAUAGUUAAAAUUAAACCUUAUUCCCCAUCAAUCUCAGAACAAAAAAAGCCAAAAGAUCAGUACUUUAAUGAAUAUUCAAGAAUUCUAUCUUCGAAUAUUACAAUGAUAUCAUUAACCUUGUUUCCAUAUUAUUCCCAAAACGGUAUAAGGAACUAUUUAGAAUGACCUAACAGCACUCUGUUGUAAUAACUUCUACAGACCAUUAUUCUUGUAAACAUUACUACAGAAUAUUUCUAGGCUUGUCUGAAACUGUUUUGAUAAGCCCACAUUGAAAUGUGGUUGUAUAUAGUUGUCACUUAUAUCUGUCUGUCCGUCCUUCCCUAUACGUUUUCUUGUGGAUGCUCUAGAAAUUAAAGUUAUCACCUGUUUGGCUUGAAAUUUAUACUCAAUCUUUGAAGUUCAUGAAGCCUAUAGAAGAAUUCAUUGAUUUUCAAAAAUUUCCAAUAGCUUGAACAGCUAAUGUUAUAAUCGGAUUACCAGUAUAUAUUUCUGUUAGCACUGAGAAGCCUGUUAAAUUUUACUUAUUUCUGAUAAUUACUUCAUAGGUUAUUGCCCUUGAGUCAUAAAUACAUGUAAUUGCUCCCAUUACCUAUGCCCGGACAACUUAGCUGCUGUGGGCGUAUUUUUCGUUGCCUGGCAACCUUAUCUUGUAUAUAAUUAAAAGCUUACCUUCCUCAGCUUAUUUUUACUCUCUAAGAAUUUGCUCCCAUACAGCUUCUUUUUUUGUUAUUUUUUCGUAUUCAUUAAGCUUUUGGUAAAGGCGUAUUAUCUUAGAGAUCGUUUUUUAUUUUUCGUCAAUGUGAUAUUCUUUUACAAAGUUAUGAUUAUCCAGUCUUCUGAGUUAGGAUUAAGAUGAAUUAAAGCCAUCUCUGAUCAUCAUUUGCAUUUUCAGAUAUUAUCUGAAUUUUGGGACAUUAUCCGAAUUUUCGAGAAUAUAUGAAUUAGGGACAUUAUCUGAAUUUUGGGGAAAUUAUCUGAAUUUUCGAGAAUAUCUGAAUUUUGAGACAAUAUCUGAAUUUUCACAGCUUAAUCCACGUGGAGAUAUACUCAAAUUGAUUAUUCAACAUUUAAUUAAGAUAUCAAAACCAAAAUAUUAAGGGUGGGUGGGUAGUCUAGUGAAAUCAUGAGGUUAGUCAUUGAGUCAGGUGGUGUGGUUUUGAUUCCUCGCUUGUACGUGACAAGGAAUAGGGUCACCUAUCCAACCUCAUGAGUUUUCACCGGGUCCUCCAGGUUUCACCCCACUGCUAAAGACCCCUAAGCCAAGUGAAUUAUUGAAAUAAAAUUAAACCAUAUGUUAGUCCCGAAGUGACCUGGUUUGUGUCAAGUGGAUGUUAAACCCCAGAGAAUGACUAAAAGUUGUGAAAUUUUCAAUUUAACAUAUCUGAAUGGAAUUAAAAUACUUGUGAUGGAUUCAACUUUGAAACAAAUUGAAACUAUUGUAGUUUCAGAUUGCGAUCAGCAGCUUUUAUAAUAAAUCUGAUGAUUGAAUGUUAUUCUCCAGAAAAUUUUGAUUCGCAAACUUCUGGUGAUGAUAGGAAGACAGAAUUUGAGAAAAGAUACAUGAAGGUUUAGGAAAUUAAUAUUGAAUUUUGUAAAUAAUUAUGGACAAGAAUUAUUUAUUUUCUGUGACAUUCUUUUUGGUUAACUAAUUUAUAAAUAUUUGAUUAAAUAUUAUAUUGGUAGCUUUACCUUUUUUUUGUAUUUUUCUGUUUGGAAAAUUAGAUGAAUUAAGAUGCCUUGCUUUGGUCAUUUGUUUUCGUUUCCUGGUCAAAUAAAAGAAAUAAUAUUUUUAA
Molecule: messenger RNA, 4144 nt
Organism: Patella vulgata (common limpet)
Lineage: Eukaryota; Metazoa; Mollusca; Gastropoda; Patellidae
Product: cell division control protein 42 homolog
Exons: 3
Coding region: 380-1120 (246 amino acids)
Biological process (GO): small GTPase-mediated signal transduction
Molecular function (GO): GTPase activity; GTP binding
Source: RefSeq, a predicted model, not a curated record